AUGUUUCAUCAAUUUAAUCGUCAUCAACAACCUCGGAAUGAUCAACAACAACAACAACAAUUCAAUCCACUCGAUGGAAUUGAUUGCAUCGUAUGCCAACAAUUAAUAUUUGAUCUGAGUGAAAGGGAUGAAGAAAUUCGUUUGAUUAAAGAGGAAAAACAGUUAGAAAUUGAGAGAUUGAGAAGAGAAAUUCAGACACUCCAAGAGGAGAAUGCUCGAUUGAGUAAUGAAAAUAAAAAGUUGAAGGAGAGGAGUAAGAAACAGAAAGAGGUGAUUAGAGAUGCUACUGUCCAACCACCACAACAAUUUCUUUUUGGACAACAGACACAGCCACAGCCACAGACACAAAUUAGUCCACAACAAAAAUUUGUUUAUAGACCACCGACACAACCAGGUAGUGAAUCAGUUUCGGUAUAUUCCUCAACAGAUCCAAUAAGACCAACUUCAUUAUUUUCUAAUACUACUACUACUCCAGAAAAAAGAAAUAAUCUCAAUUUGGCAUCAAAAUCAGUUUUACUAAAACAGGAUACAUAUUUGGAAAAUUCUCCUCCAAGAGUAGUUCCAAUCAAAAAGAAGACUGAGAAAAAACAAGAAAUUUCCAGAGAAAUCGAUCCAUUAGAGUAUGGAAAUAGAGAUCAAUUUAAUCAAGUUUUACAAAAUCAAAGAAAUGUAUUUAGACCAGCUCUUGUAAAUCAAACACCAAUAGAGCAACAACUCUAUAUUCCAGUACAACAAAGUGUUACAAGACAACCAAGACUGCCUCCUCAAUCAAGACAACCAAAAUUACCCAUUGUACAAGAACGACAAAAUUUGAAUCAUUCUAUUCAUGACGAUGAGGAAUAUGCCAGAAAAUUACAGGAAGAGCUCUUCCUUGAAGAUGCCAAUCCACCACCACUCAAUCAUCACCAUAACUUGUUUCCUCUCCAACACCAUCAUCAAAACCAUCAUCAUGCAAAUCAACUCAUUCUCCAACCCUUCACCAAUCAACACGAAGAACCACGACAAGAUAACUUUGAUUCAUAUGAACAUAACCUUGAAGCAUUUGAGGAUGUUGUCGUGCCACUGAAGAGAGAAAUUUGGAAUAAAUUGCCAACCUCAAGACUCAUAGAAGGAGAGGAAUGUCCAAUAUGUCAGACCGAUGUUUGUAGAGGACAGUGGUCGACAACAUUACCUUGUGAACAUUUCUUUCAUAGUGAGUGUAUUGGAAAAUGGUUUGAAAGAAAGCAUACAUGCCCUGUAUGUCGACACGAUCUGCAAUAGUUGCAUUGUAAAGUAUUAAUUUUUUGUAAACUAUAAAAACACAUUGCCUU
This is a messenger RNA of Naegleria gruberi, 1310 nucleotides long. Its product is annotated as RING finger domain-containing protein. The coding region runs from base 1 to 1260 and encodes 419 amino acids. Lineage: Eukaryota; Heterolobosea; Eutetramitea; Acrasida; Naegleriidae. The transcript is spliced from 2 exons. The record is from RefSeq and is a predicted model, not a curated record.